Messenger RNA from Saccostrea echinata, 1191 nucleotides. Its product is annotated as proline rich transmembrane protein 1B-like. Bases 628 to 981 code for a protein of 117 amino acids. The transcript is spliced from 5 exons. The record is from RefSeq and is a predicted model, not a curated record. Gene Ontology annotation, cellular component: membrane. NCBI's taxonomy places the organism in Eukaryota, Metazoa, Mollusca, Bivalvia, Ostreida, Ostreidae.
UCGACGAGCUAUCACGCUUUUGACAUCAUAGACAAAGACAGCACUACUACCGAGAGAAGAGAAACGGUCAAACCUAAAGAUCACAUCGGAGUAGCCCCAACACACGGAUACAUUCAGAAACAACCAAAGAACUAUUUCUUUGAAUCUGUUUUAACUUUUCUAUGCUUUCCACCUACUGCAAUUGCUGCUGUUUUCUUUGCAUUAAAGGUUAAACGUUUGUGGAGCUUAUAUAAUUAUCCUGCAGCAUACAAUGCUUCAAAGAGAGCAAGGAAUCUCGCACUUAUUUCGUUUUUAUUUGGACUUAUUAUGUGGAUUGUGUUAUUGACACUGUGGAAAAUAAAAUUCAAAAAGUGACUAAAACCAAAGUAAAACUGCUUCUACGACAGAAAUUGCAGAUUUUAGUUCCUUAUACAGACUUGCAAUUAAAACCAAGAACGGAUAAAAAAAAAACAAAAUGUUGCUAAAUAAAUUAUUGUCACUGAGAACAAUACUAUUGUAUUGAGAACUUCCUUUUUAAUAUGCACGUGAAAACAAUAAAGGUCUUGUAUUUAUCUGAUGUAUGAGGGACGUGUGUAGAAGUGUAUCUCCUUUCCUGACGUUCUUUGGUUGAGCAAAUUAUCAUCGAUUAUGCAGUUUGGAUUCGGUGGAUAUCAGAAUUAUGAUGCAGAGCAGAGUGAUAGAGAAAAGAAAAGGCUUAAAAAGAAAGAACCAGAGACAGGACUGGCUGAUCAGUUUGGCUACAUCCUAACUUCACCAAAGGAUUACAAAGCGGAAGCCAUAUUUGCCACCAUUUUCUGCUGCCUUCCAAUAGGACUGGUGGCUCUAUUUUAUUCUACAAGAGUAAAACAUCACUACAAAAACAACAGACUGAUAGCUGCCUACUCCUCGUCCAAGGUUGCACAGGUUCUCAGUAUUGUUGCUACGUUAAUCGGACUGCUAUUGUGGCUUGCUGGUGUUAUCGCUCUUGUGGUGUUAAAAUAAUUUCAGUGUCCAGAUUAAGAACAUGUGUAUUAGGAAGAAAUAACAAAUAAUGACAUUAAAUUAAAAUACAUUUAUGAAUGUGUGAUUGAAAAAUGACUUGUAUAACAUCUCCUUAAUUUAAACCAAUAUAUUAUAAUUAUUCUGUACAAAAGUAUUUAAAGUAUUUAAAACAAAAUAAAAUCACGAUAUUGUAAAUACAUGUGUAUCAUA